Cydia amplana is the source of this 2765-nucleotide messenger RNA. RefSeq lists its product as uncharacterized. Lineage: Eukaryota; Metazoa; Arthropoda; Insecta; Lepidoptera; Tortricidae. The transcript has 2 exons. The record is from RefSeq and is a predicted model, not a curated record. The coding region runs from base 699 to 2765 and encodes 688 amino acids. Gene Ontology annotation, molecular function: nucleic acid binding. Gene Ontology annotation, biological process: DNA integration.
CUGCGUUCAGAGUGUACGCUGCGCCAAAAAUAUUGUUCGGAAUGUGGUCAACAAGGACACAUUUUUAAGGUCUGUCCCAAGAAGAAAAGUUUCAAAAUUAACUCUAUACAGAAAGAGGAACCCGAGGAUGCAUCAGAAAACAAAAAAAUAGAUGAGUACCAAAUGUACUAUGUAAAUAAGCCAGAGCUGCAAUAAAGGAAAGGUUCGCAGAAGUAUUUAGUGAAGGAUGGGGAAAUUUUAAAGGUGAAACCAUCAGCCUCAAAUUGAAAAAGGAUGCCAAACCAAAAAGCCUGCCGGUACGCCGAGUUCCAUUUGCACUUCAAGACAAGGUAAAAGCUGAAAUUUCUAGACUUAUUAAAAAUGGUAGAAUUGAACCCGUGGAAACCAGCCAGUGGGGUACACCUGUGGUUCCAAUUUUAAAGGGAGAUGGCUCGGUAAGGUUAUGUGGAGACUACAAAUUAACAGUCAACCCACACUUAGAGGUGGAUCACUUUCCAUUGCCUCAUGUAGAAGAAAUAUUUAAUUCCCUUAAUAAUGGAAAAUACUUCUGCGAGCUGGACCUGAAAGAGGCAUAUCAUCAGGCACCAUUAGACGAAGCCUCAAAAGAUUGUACAGUUAUUGUUACUGAAGUGGGCACAUACAGGUAUAAUUACCUUCCUUAUGGUGUGAGCACAGGACCAGGCUCAUUUCAGCGGCUCAUGAGUAAAAAAUUAUCAGAUAUUCCAAAUACUGCUGUAUUUAUAGAUAAUAUUUAUAUUAGUGGUAAAGAUCUUCAGGAUACAGUAGACACUUUAUCCAAGGUUUUAGAGAGGCUACAACAAAGUGAAUUUAAGUUAAAGAUACAAAAGUGUAAAUUUUUUGAAAAUAGCAUUGAUGUGUUUGGUUUUACAAUUGACAGUAAUGGUAUACGGGUAAAUAAAGAUAAUAUAAAACCAUUGCUGCAGGCUACACCACCCAUAAAUGUAACAAUGUUGAGGUCAUUUUUAGGCAAAGUUAACUAUUAUUCUCGUUUCUUAAAAGAUAUGGCAAGCAUAUUGACACCAUUAUAUGAAUGUACCAAAGAAAAUAAAUUCAACUGGACGCACCAAUGUGAUAAUGCCUUUGUUAUGAUAAAAAAUAAGCUGGCUAACAUGGAAAAUCUAACUCAUUACGACCCAAACUUACCUUUAAUUUUAAGUUGUGACGCAUCAGACACAGGCUUGGCUGCAGUAAUUUCAAACAGAGACAGGAACGGAGUAGUUAAACCAAUUGCUUAUGCAAGUAGAAAACUUAAUGAGACAGAGAUUAAAUAUUCUACUAUAGACAAGGAAGCUAUGGCCGUAGUGUUUGGUGUGACAAAAUUCUAUAAUUAUACAUAUGGUAGGAGUUUUGAGUUGGAAACUGAUAGUGCAGCUUUAGUACGCAUUUUUGGCCCAACUAAAGCCAUUCCUAAAAUGGCAGCAAAAAGGUUGCAACAUUAUGCAAUUUUUUUGUCAGCAUUCAACUACAAAAUUCGACACAUUAAAACUGAUAAGAAUCCAGCAGAUUUUUUAUCACGCACCCCUAUGCUAAUCAAUGAAAAUACAGAUUCUAUGCAUCCUAUCUGUACCGAUGCAGAGAUAAGUAAUAUUUAUUAUAUUCAAAAUUGUGAAAUUGAGAAUUUGGACUGGAAAUCUAUACAAGAGGCAACCAGAAAAGAUGUAACAUUAGCCAAAAUCAUUAGAUAUACCAUGGACGGAUGGCCUGACUUAGUGACGGAGAAAGAAUUGUCAACCUAUGGUAAUAAGAAAACUGAAAUAAGUUUUGACAGAGGUUGCCUUUUCUGGGGUUAUAGAAUCAUCAUACCAGAGUCAUUAAGACAGGCAAUCUUAUUAGAACUACAUAAAAGUCAUUUCGGUACUGUACGUAUGAAGCAGCUGGCACGCUCUUACUUCUGGUGGCCAGGCAUAGAUGCAGAAAUAGAAAAAAUCACAAAUGAUUGCCUUACUUGCCUUUCAGUUCGAAAUAAUCCCACUAAGGGGCACCAGAAAUCGUGGCCAGUGGCCCCGUCUGUAUGGUACCGCAUUCAUGCGGAUUAUUGUGGACCAUUUUACAAUAAAAUGUACUUAGUAGUGGUUGACAGUUACAGUAAGUGGCCAGAAGUUAUAGAAAUGAACUCGAUAACCUCAUCUCGUACAAUCGAGGUUUUCAAUAGUCUUUUUGCACGUCAUGGCUACCCUGUCCACUUGGUAACUGACAACGGACCGUCCUUUACAUCUUCUGAAUUUAAAGAUUUCUGUAAGCUGAAAGACAUUAAACAUACCUUUACUCCCCCAUACCACCCUGCGACCAAUGGAGCAGCAGAAAGAUUUGUGGAUAUAUUCAAAAAACAUGUGUUAAAAAUUAAAGAAAGCAGAGGAAAUACAAUUCAAUCAGCAAUUAAUUUAUUCCUUUUUGAUUACCGAGUAACGCCACAUAGUACAACAGGAGUGACGCCUGCUUCGCUCAUAUACAAUAGAGAUCUCCGGUCCCGGUUCGCUCUGCUACGACCGCCGCCGGUUAUAGAAAGAGCACAACAUAUGCUAGAAAAGCAGAGGGAACAGGCAUCGGGGAGUAGAAACAUAGAAUUUAUGGUGGGAGAAAAGGUAAUGGUUAAGGAUUAUAGGAAAAACAGACAACCUUGGAUACAAGGAGUAAUAGUGGAGGAAUCGAUUCCUAACACUACGUAUAUCAUAGACGUGGAGGGGUGUAAAUGGAAGCGACAUGUUAAUCAAAUGUUGAAUUGUAGCCUUAGUUUAUUAGAAUAA